AUGGCUUUGCGAGCACCGGUGCCACUGUACCCUAGCCAGCUUCCGCCGCCCCUCCAUUCAAGUUCGCUGGCUGCACUCACCCAGCGCAAAUGGAACGUCCCCGCCACUGUACUCCCUCGCACGCUCCUGAUCGCGAUCUUCAAAGACUAUCUCGACUGGGCCUUUGAGCAGCGCAGCUCACGGUCCCCACGCCCUGACAGCGCGCAGCUCAUGUCGGUCAUCACGCACGUCUGCAGGCAGUGGCGCUACACCGCUAUCUAUACACCGGCGCUUUGGCGGAACGUCUCUCUGAGGUGGAGCUACGACAUGGUCGAGGCGGUGCUUCUGCGGUCCGCGGCUGGGAACGUCGGGAUACUCGUCGAGACUGGGCCGUCUCAUGUGCACUGGGAUAGAUCGGCGGCGCCGAGAAGCAACGGGGCUAGAAUCAGUGACCGCAGGUACACCCUGCUCGGCUGGCACAUGCCGCGCGUCCUAGAGCUGCGAUAUCUGACUAGGUGUACGAACGUCAACUGCCAAGUGCUCGGUGAUCUGCUACGGAAUGCGGCUAGUCUGGUGUUUCUCACUUGCAAUCCUCCCCGCGGUCCGACGGGAGAUCUGUCUGUCAUCCGGCUUCCGCCCCAUUUUCCGCGUACGGUUCUCUAUCUAAACCUCAUCGGGUGCAACACGCUCUGGAACGGGAUUCCAGUGAACUUGCACAUGCUGCAUUUCUCUUCAAGACAGUCCACGGGAGAUCUGCCGACCUUACUUGGAGUCCUUGGAGUCCUACCAUACCUCCAGGUUUUGACACUGAAAUGUGCCUUACCCUCAGUGGACGACACAUCGCUCACGGAUCUACCUCUCGUGGACCUGCCACGCCUCAGGGAGCUAUGCUUGCUCGACACCGUCGAACGCUGCAACGCCUUUGUGUCCUGCAUAAACGUCCCGGCCCAUGCCAAAGUCCUCGUGAGCGUCCGCCAGAUCCCCUCAGACCUGCCGACAAACGCUACCCCCGCCGAGGUCCUUCGCUCAUUCAUGCCGAUUCUAGAGACAUACUGGCGCGCCUGGAGCGCAGCGCAAAACACGCGCCCUCGCCCGUGCCUAUCCAUGCGCCCGUCCUUCGUAAAGCUCUGGAACACACAGGGCCGUCCCGUGUUUACGCCCAGCCUCCGCGUGCAAUGGGGUCCGCCUACGACGUUCAUCCCCUGGACGGAGACGAUUCUGGCUACGCACACCGAUGUUCCCCAUCUGCAGUUUUGCGUGGACAUUCCGUUACCGUUCUAUAACCCCGAGUUUCGGACGGCGGUGAUCUUUGAGCUCCUGGGCGAGCUGGAACAAGAUAGCUUUGGUUACAAAGAUAUCCCGGAUCUCGUUGAACACAUGUCGUUAUCCAUCGCUCCGAAGACCUGA
Coniophora puteana RWD-64-598 SS2 is the source of this 1386-nucleotide messenger RNA. RefSeq lists its product as uncharacterized. The transcript has a single exon. NCBI's taxonomy places the organism in Eukaryota, Fungi, Basidiomycota, Agaricomycetes, Boletales, Coniophoraceae. Bases 1 to 1386 code for a protein of 461 amino acids. The record is from RefSeq and is a predicted model, not a curated record.